Ipomoea triloba (trilobed morning glory) is the source of this 1959-nucleotide messenger RNA. RefSeq names its product tRNA A64-2'-O-ribosylphosphate transferase. The coding region runs from base 264 to 1889 and encodes 541 amino acids. The transcript has 9 exons. Gene Ontology annotation, cellular component: cytoplasm. Gene Ontology annotation, molecular function: tRNA adenosine(64)-2'-O-ribosylphosphate transferase activity. NCBI's taxonomy places the organism in Eukaryota, Viridiplantae, Streptophyta, Magnoliopsida, Solanales, Convolvulaceae. The record is from RefSeq and is a predicted model, not a curated record. Gene Ontology annotation, biological process: charged-tRNA amino acid modification.
AAACAAAAAAAAAAUUCGCUUAGAACUUUUAGCAGGUUUCCCAUCUUCAUGCUAGCAUGGCGUCUGAUGUGGCAUUUCGACUAUCUCAUCUUCAUGCAGACAUGGCGUCUGAUGUAGCAUUUCUCCUAUCUGAUGUGGCAUUUCUCCUAACCUUUUGUUGUCCAUUGUGGAUUUUCUGAAUCAUAAUACUCACAAUCUUGGGCAUCAUCUAAAGCACAUAUUGAGUUCGACGGUGCAUCGAAUCUCAAAUCCCUGGAUCUCUAAUGGAGGACGAGAGAAUGGAAAAUCCAGCGAGCCUAAGCAUAUACAAAGCCUCUCGAACCAUAAAGCGAAAGCACAACAGCCUCUACAACGCCCUGCGAUCAAUCUACGAGGACUCCAUCUUCGUCGGAGAAAUAUCGGAGCUAUGGCCGGAGCUCCCGCUUCUGGCGAACCUUCGGUGCGGCCUCUGGUACUCCCCAAAGUUUCAUUCCACAUGCUAUUUCAAAUCCACCGACGGCCACACCAAUAACUGGUCGUUUAACACCUCUCGCCUCAACCUCCACGUUGCCCUACUCGCCGGACAGAGGGGAGGUUGUAUGAUUGUUGACUCAACUAGAAAAGGGAAAAGAUUUCCAGACAGCAUGUCGAAAACUAUACCAAUUUGGACUUGUGUAUUGAAUCGUGCCAUUGCUAACUACAGGAGGAAAUUGAUUGGUGUUAAUACUCCAAAAGACCAAGAGUCCAACAUAAAUGACCACGUGCCCAAUAACCAUACUGAAGAUGUUAAAGAGGAUGCUUCCAGUUGGGAUUGUUCAUUGCAUCUUCCUAUCUGGGUCUCAGAUACAGAAAAAACACUUAUUGAGGAACGAUUGGACGGAUGGACUAAGGAUCUUGAGACUAGUGGAGCUGAUAUUGCAUCAAUUGCAUUUUACAUAAAGAAGCCAUUACAACCUUUAUGGAUUUCACAGAAAACUGUUAUUUGGUUAAAUGAAGUACCUGAGUCUAGUUCUUGGGACUUCACACCAAUCAUACUUGUUUCUGCAUCGUUCUCGACAAGUGUUUUUCAACAGCGAACUACUUCAGAGUUUAGUUGGAAUUAUAUUUCUGGAGCUGGAGAUGAUGAAGAAAGUUGGGCAAGAGGACUAACGCCAACCCUUUUUUGGAAACAUGUUUAUGAUCUCAUAAACUUGGGGCCAAAUUUAUGCAAUCAGAAGGUUGCUGAUAUUGUUGAAAAGAAUAGAGUAUACUGUGCACAAAGGGGAGAAGAUGCUCCUCAGAUUUCAUUGACUUCAAAAACUUUUGGUCACAGCAAUCAGUAUGCUGUACAAGAACCAUUGAAUGUAGAAAAUCUGUGCAUAGAUGGAGAUGAAAUGUCCAAAGGUGAUGAUAAUUCCGUAUCUUGGCUCGGUGAUACGAAUGUAGCUGUUGGCAAAAUCCUACUUGCUAAGGAGGCCUCUUCUAUUGACAGCAUACUAAACUGUGGCCCAGAAGAAAUUCCCCGCUUGAUGGAUGAUACUGCUUAUUUACACCUUCCAAUUGUGGGCUGUAAAUUUGACAGGUUUUCUUUGUCAAGAAGUCUCCCUUCAGCAAUCAAUUUUGCCAACAUUAACUUAAGAAAAGGGAAGAGACUUCUUGUUUGCUGUGCGAAUGGGGAAGAUAUAAGCAUAUGUGUCUGUUUGGCAAUCUUGUUGGCAUUAUUCGAUGACAGAGGAUGCUUUGACGAAGGAAGAUCCUUUAACAAGAAAAACACCACCAAGUUAGAAUUACGACAGAGAUUAGUCUUCAUCUGCAAAUACGCUGUGAAUGCUCGCCCAUCGAGAGGAAAUUUGAAGCAAGUCUUCAAUUAUCUGAACAGCGGGAACAUAGGUCCUGUUCUUGAAAAACCCUUAUCUGUUUCGAGUGCCUAACAAAAUGGGGAGAAAUGUAGUUCUGUGCCAAGCAUCUAAGAAUCUAAGAUCAUGGAGCUUCUUUCUAAUA